This is a messenger RNA of Wyeomyia smithii (pitcher-plant mosquito), 982 nucleotides long. RefSeq lists its product as uncharacterized. Lineage: Eukaryota; Metazoa; Arthropoda; Insecta; Diptera; Culicidae. The record is from RefSeq and is a predicted model, not a curated record. The transcript is spliced from 2 exons. The coding region runs from base 236 to 946 and encodes 236 amino acids.
UUUCAUCUGAAUGUAGAACAGUUUCUACCGACUCACUUUGUUUGUUCCACAAACCCACCGUCAUGCUCGGUUGACUUUCAAUGUCACUGCAGUCAGCUGCAUUUGUGCACCCGAGCAUGGCUUGCAUAAUUACUCCCAUCCGAAAUGGUGUCUUUUCACAAGACUCAAUGUUACUCCGAUUAGUGUCCCACGACCAUCUAACGGUGCCAGAGCUUGGCAUCAGGCUGCACCAGCAAUGGUUAUCAACGCAAUUCGCAGUACACCUGCCGGCACUACAGUGGCUAAUUCGUCCGGCGGCGUCGGUUCCAUCGAUCGUCAGCAUUCGUUCUUUCGUACUUAUCCGUAUCCGUUUUUUAUGUACUCCCCCGGAUUCAACCCGUACGGGAAUCCAUCUGGACCGGCACUGGUUGGAUCUCCAUACGCCGACAUGUCCCAGCAGUACAGUUUGAAGUACGGCGGGGGUGAUGGCACCGGUUAUGGUUCUUCAUAUGGGCCCCCAGGACCUUCUCAUCCGUCGGGAGGAGCAGUCUACGAGUACCAUGCGCCACCAGCAGCACCGGCGCAUAUUUCACACCCACAUCCAGUGCCUUUCCACUUUCCUGCUUCCAAGAUGAAGAAGGGAAAAGGAGCGGCACUUUCCGCAUUAACAUUGCUCGCAUUUCUGUACUUUCUGAAUAUGCUGCAAGGCUGCCUGAAAGAGCACAUGGACGCAAUGAAUCCAACGGUUAUGGUGAUGACUGCCGGAGCUACACGCCGGAAAGAUAACGAUAAAGUGACAUUAAUAGAAUCUGAUGAAAUGGCUGGAGAGUACGAUACGCCGGACGAGAAGUACCGUCUUGUGACAAAAUCUCCAAGCACAUUUGCUAACGACAAACCCGUCCGAAUUUAUAAAUCUGAUGCGGAUGCUGUUCUACGAUUUCGGAACAAUAAUUACUACGAUGACUAGUGGGAAUCAUGUAAACUCGUGUCCAAUAAACAUAAC